ACUGAGACCCUCUCCCGGCUUCCAGUGACCCCUCCAGGUGCCCCAGGACCCCCAGCUCUGUGGCUGAACUCCUGGCGGGAGGCGGGGCGGGGGCCCGAGACAGGUGCUGCGCUCAGCUCCUCUGGGUUCGAAUCCCAUGUGUGCCCCCCCCCCCCCCCCCCCGGCCCCGGGGCCGGGUCCCUGGCUGUAAGCCUCAGGUUGGCCACCUGUGAAAAGGGCACAGUGGCAGCCCCCUCCCCCCGCUCCUUGGGUCAUUACGAAGAUUAAACGGCCGUGCUUGGUUAGCACUUGGGGGUGCUGUCUGUUCAGAACGUCAACACCGCUGUCAGUGACCACGACGCAUCCCGUAUGGGCCGUUCUGACUUGACUCUCACAAAAUCCCAUGACGUGGGUGAGCUCCACCCUGCCUCCGUCAGAGAAAGCAGGCGCGGGGGUCACAGGUGAAUUAGUUCCCCGGGGCUGCCGCGACACAGCCCCACACGCGGCAGCCGGCGAGGAGACCUGACUCUCUCGCGGUCCAGGGCCCCGAAGUCCAAACUCAAGGUGUCUCCAGGGUCCAGCUCCCUCCAGGGGCUCCAGGGGAGGGAACUUCCCACCUCUUCCUGGGACUCCAGGCGCUCCUGGGCGGUGGGCCGCAUCCUCCGUCUGUCCUCUGUGGUCACAUGGCCCCCACCCCGUGUCUGUCUGUCUGUGUCCCUCCUCUUCUUAUAAGACGCCUUCUGAGGUUCCCUGGUGGGUACGAAUCUGGGGGACACUGGUCGCCCCAGUCCCGGGGUGACCAGACAGCUGUGAAGAGAUGCUUCUUGGAGCUUGGACAAGGUCUGCGUGGGCCCACAAGGUAUUUGUUCAGUACGAGCCCAGUGAAUGCUCCGACCAGACCUCCCUGAACGUGUUCCGGGCUGGAAGGGUACGAUCUCGCCCUCUGCUAAACCCACACUUGUUAAGUGCCAGCUGCCACCCUGGAGUACCAUCUGUUCACUGCGUCGACGUCCCCGUGAGGCGCGAGUUUGCGUUCUCACCCUCCAGGUGGGCUGAGGGGGGCACGCAGGCUUUCCCGGCCCAUCGACCCCACGUGUCUGUGCUCUGGGGCCAUACUCCCCCCUCCUGGGCUGGGCGCUGGCCAGGGCCUGGGGGCUGCUGCGGACCCAGCAGGUGCCCCCUGGGUUUGUCCCAGAUACACCGAACAGAGAGGGAAAGGCCGGAAGGGAGAGUCUGCCGUUGAUGGUGACCAGCGAGCAGCCCCCCAAGACCGCAGGUCAGCAGCCCCGGCAGUGUGGGAGCCGCGUCUACGGCAGGAGCCACGGCCUGUGAGGCCAGGCAAGGCCAUUAUAGGAACCAGCGGGGAGGGAACUCUGGGCAGAGAUUGGGCUCACUUCCUCAUCUCCGGCCGCGACUAGGAACCCCGGGCUGAGGCCUGUCACUGGGGGCCCCGCCUGCUCGGGCACAUCCAUCACUGAGCAGGGGGGAGGGUCCGUGAGCCCAGGAAGCCUCCCCUUUCCUCAGGAAGCUGUCCCUGAGGCUGCCGGGAGCCCGGACGAUGGCCCGGACGCACACACGGACGGGCGAGUCCUGACCCGCGGGCAGAGGCGGGCAGAACGAAAGGCUGACAUCCGGCUGCCGGGGCCCCUCCUGUACCCAAGCGGCCAGCGGGCAUGCGGAGCCCCCGGUGCUGAUGGUGCCGCCGCCCGUCAUGGAGGGCCCAGGGGACGCGGCUGGCGAGGGGCCGGCCCCGAUGGGGAGGAGGCCUGCGGGGCCCUCAGGAGGCGGUGGCCGCGGCCACGAGGUCCAGAGAGUGGCCGUGAGCUCGUCGGUCGCCUGGGAGCGCGUGGGGCCCGAGGAAGCCCAGGCUGUGGUCAGAGGUGAUGCCUCCCCGGCCCCUGGCGGCUCUGGGCCGGCUGCUGGGACCCCUCCCGGCCAGAUGGGAACCUGCCCCACAGACCUGACCCUGCAGCUGCUGGCCGUGCGGAGGAAGACGGGGCUUCCAGACCCCAGCCUGCAGCGGGCAAUGCGGGCCCGGCUCCGCCUGCUGGAAAAUGACAGCCGGGAAGUGGCCAGCGUGCUGGGGGAGUUAUCGGCCAGGCUGCUGUCUAUCCACAGUGACCAGGACCGGAUUGUGGUGUCGUUUAAGACUUUCGAAGAGAUCUGGAAGUUCUCCACUUACCACGCUCUUGGCUUCACUCACCACUGCCUGGAAAACCUGCUCGUGGACCAGGCCUUCUGGCUGCUUGCGCCCAGCGAAGACGAGGAGACGACCAUCCAAGUCCACGUGGACCAGGAAGCCUUGACACGGACACAGGAGAUUCUCCUCGCCCAGGAGGGCCCUUUCUUUGUCCUGUGUCCCGACCGCCACGUGAGAGUGACCACCAGCCCCCGGGGCGCAGGCCCGCAGCCCCUGGGGCGAGCCGCGGGGGUCCCCCAGGGAGACGCAGCCCCGGCAGCGGACUCUAAGGCGCCCAGCCCCGGCACGUGCUCCCAGGACACGGCAGCGGUGGCCGCUCCGGAACCUCUGAUUCCAUUUCAUCAGUGGGCCCUCAGGGUCGCCUGGGACCCCAUCGACGACUCCGUGAGCGGCCCUGUGACGUCAGACGUUCCUCUGAUGGCCGUGGGCCUGGCCUCAGCAGUGGCAGACUACCAGGGCUCCGGUCCUGAAGAGCUGAGCUUCCGAGGCGGUGACGUCAUCGAGGUCCUGGGCGCCCGGGUGCCCGGCCUGCCCUGGUGCCUGGGCCGGCACACGGCCUCGGGCCAGGUCGGGUUUGUGCGCACGAGUGACAUCAGUGUGCAGGGCCAAGUGUCUGAGCUGGAAAACGUGAUUUUUCUCGAUGAGGAAGAAAGGUCGUUCUUCAGCAACGAAGGGCGCUUCUCGGACGAGGACGCCAGGCAGUUGCUGAGGAGGAUGUCCGGCGCGGACACGCGCACCGUGUACAGCCUGGACAGAUUAGAAGAGACCGACUUUGAGCCGCCGGAAGAACAAGAAUCACCUCACCUGGACCCAGAGCCACGCGAGACCCUACAGAAGGUGAAGAACAUUCUGGAAGAAUUCAAGUCCCGCCAGGACUGCCCCGAGGAGCCGGAGUCCUGGGGUCUCUGCGCGGCCUCCGGCGGCGCGAGCCCACCGGACCCUGAGGAGCCCCCCUUCUGCUUGGACGCGGGGGCCGACCGGACCGACCCGGAGGCCCUGGGCUCGCUGCUGCUGUUCCUGGACGCGCCCGGCUACAAGGCCUGCUUCCGCGGCCUGUACGACCUCUCCCUGCCGGGGCUGAGCGCCCUGUGCGGCGGCCGCACCGACGAGGAGGAGCUGGCCGGGCUCCUGGCGCGGGCGCGGGGGGCGGCCAAGAAGGCCGGCCUCCCCAUGGCCCUCGCCAGAGUCUGCUUCCUCCUGGGGCGGCUGUGCGUGCGCCGGCUCAAGCUGUCCCAGGCCCGGGUGUACUUCGAGGAGGCGCUGGGCGCCCUCGGGGGCCGCUUCGGCGACCUCUUCCUGGUGGCGGCCGCGUACUGCAGCCUGGCCACCAUCCACCUGAAGCAGAGGAACAGAGACAGGUGCGCGCAGGUGACGCCCAAGGCCGCGGCCCUGCUGCUGGGGACGCCCGGCCACGGCUGCGGCACCGAGGCCGGGUCGGAGCUGCUGGCGCACGCCCUGCGGCGGGCCGUGGCCGGCCGGAGCCCGCAGGCCGAGGCCCGGGCCUGCUUCCUGCUGGCCAGGCACCACGCCCGCCUGCGGCGGCCGGAGGAGGCCCUGCCCUUCCUGGAGCGGCUACUGCUCCUGCACGAGGCCUGGGGCUCCCCGGAGGCCGCCUGGCCCGCCGACUGCUACCUGCUCCUGGCCGACACCUACAGCCGGCGGUGCCUGCCGCGCCUGGCGCUGGGCUGCGUCAGGGCGGCCUCGCUGCGGGCCCGGGCCUCGCUGCGCGGCUCGCUCCGGAGCGUGGACCUGGUCCUGCGCAACGCCCCCCGCCUGCCCCGCCCGCCCUCCCAGGCCGCGCCCCUCCUCCGGCGGGCGCUGGCCUCCCUGGGCCCGGGCGCGGGCCGGGCGCUGCGCGGGCCCCUGUGCGCCAGCCUGGCCCGGCUGCACAGCGGCCACGGCCAGCACGGCAGGGCCGUCGCCCUGAUGGCGCAGGCCGCGGAGGCGGCCGCCGGGGCCGGGAGCCGCCUGGCGCUGGACUACCUGCUGGCGCUCGCCUGGCUGCACGUGCUCGGCGGCCGGAGCCCGGCGGCCCUGGGCGUCCUCGAGUGCGUGCGGGACGGGGCGCUGGCCGGCGCGGAGCGGGAGGGCGUGAUGGCCAACAUGGCGGCCGUGGCGCUGACGAGGACGGGCAGGACCCGGCAGGCGGCCGAGGGCUACUACCGCGCCCUGCGGGUGGCGCGGGGCCGGGGCCGGCGGAGGAACCAGGCGGUGGCGCUGGCCAACCUGGGGGCCCUGUGCCUGCGGGCCGGCGCCGGCGGCCUGGCCCAGCACUACUGCCGGGAGGCCGUGAAGCUCUUCUCGCGGCUGCCCGGCGGGGAGGGCGGCCAGGACUUCACCUGCGUGCUCCUGCGGCUGGGCCGCCUGUGCGCCCGCAGGGCCCGCGCCCGGCAGGCCAAGUGCUACUACGAGUGGGCCUUUCUGGUCGCCGCGGAGAUGGACCACCUGGAAGGCCAGCUGCGUGCCGUCCAGAGGCUUUGUCACUUCUACAGCACGGUCAUGCCCAGUGAGGCCCAGUGCGUCGUCUACCACGAGUUCCAGCUGUCGCUGGCCCGCAGGGUGGCGGACAAGGUGCUGGAGGGGCAGCUCCUGGAGACCAUCGGCCGGCUCUACCUGUCCCUGGGCACCGAGCGGGCCUACAGGUCCGCGCUGGACUACACCAAGCGCAGUCUGGGCAUUUUCAUCGACCUGCAGAAGAAGGAGAAGGAGGCGCACGCGUGGCUGCAGGCGGGGAAGAUCUAUUACAUCCUCCGGCAGAACGAGCUGGUAGACGUGUACCUCCAGGUGGCCCAGAACGCAGCCCUGUACACGGGGGACCCCAACCUGGGGCUGGAGCUGUUUGAAGCGGCUGGGGACAUCUUCUUCAACGGGACCUGGGAGCGGGAGAAAGCCGUGUCCUUCUACCGGGAUCGGGCGCUGCCCUUGGCCUCCACCACAGGGAACCAGGAGGCCGAGCUGCGUCUGUGCAACAAGCUGGUGGCAUUGCUGGCCGAGCUGGACGCGCCCCGGGAGGGCCUGGAGUUCGCCCACAUGGCCCUGGCGCUCAGCAUCACCCUGGGGGACCGGCUGAACGAGAGAGUGGCCUACCACCGGCUGGCCGCCCUGCACCACCGGCUGGGCCACGGCGAGCUGGCGGAGCAUUUCUACCUCAAGGCCCUGUCGCUCUGCAGCUCGCCCCUGCAGUUCGCCGAGGAGACGCUGUACUACGUGAAAGUGUACCUGGUGCUCGGGGACAUCAUCUUCUACGACCUGAAGGACCCCUUCGACGCGGCGGGGUACUACCAGCUGGCCUUGGCAGCGGCCGUGGACCUCGGCAACAAGAAGGCCCAGAUGAAGAUCUACACGCGCCUGGCCACCAUCUACCACAACUUCCUCCUGGACCGCGAGAAGUCCCUCUUCUUCUACCAGAAGGCCAGGACCUUCGCCACCGAGCUCAACAUCCGCAGAGUCAACCUGGCCCCGGGCCGGUGCUGGGGGCGGGCGCCCUGGCUGGCCCCCGGCCCCUCGCCCUGAGGACGCCUGUCUGCCCGGCUGGCCCCCGGCCCCUCGCCCUGAGGACGCCUGUCCGCCCUGGCUGGCCCCCGGCCCCUCGCCCUGAGGUCCCCUGUCCGCCCUGGCUGGCCCCCGGCCCCUCGCCCUGAGGUCCCCUGUCCGCCCCGGCUGGCCCCCGGCCCCUUGCCCUGAGGACGCCUGUCCGCCCGGCUGGCCCCCGGCCCCUCGCCCUGAGGUCCCCUGUCCUCGCCUCUCCUAGUGUCUCUGGGAGGCUCAUUUUCUGGGAAACAGAGGCAGGACGGUAAGGGUCUGAUAGCAAUAAACGAUUUUGCGGCACCCUGCCAAAGCCCGCAAGGCCCCCUCCCCUGGCCUACCGCCUGGGGAGCGUCCAGGGACCAAGCCCUGUCCCCGGGGGCCCGCCCUGCUGCUGUGAGCUGGAAGGACUGAGUCGGACCGACCCGGGCCAGGUCCCCCUGCCGGCCCCGCGCGGUGUGGCCUCAGGCAAAUCACGCCCCUCGCACCCAUUUCCUGGCCCGUCAGAGCGGAAGGCGGUGGUGGGAUCCCCUGGGCAUCUUCCCCCUUCCCCGUGCCCUCACUGUGUGUCAGGCUCUGUGCUCUGCCUUUAACCCUCACGCCGACCUCACCGGGCCCGCACCGUUGGGUCUGUUAUCGUCUCCAUUUCCGGCCGAGGCACAGAGAGGGUAGGUGCCCUGCCCGCCGUCACACAGCAGGUAGGUGGGGCAGAGCCGUAACCACUGUACCACCAGCCCGCCUGCCUCGGGGGGAUGUGUCAGCAUCAGGACCCAGGGGCGCGUCCUGGAAGAAGGUGUUAGCACGUCAUUGCACCUCUGCCCCUUCCUGCGUCCCGAAGGCGAGCGAGGGGAACGCGGCCCACACGCUCCGUCACCUGAGAGUCCUCUGGCCCAGCCCGGCCGGUCCCACCUGCACCCGCCAGCCAGCCAGGCCGGGAGGGGGGUGGCCUCCAGCCCUGUGCGGAAUGUGCUGCUGUGUGUGCGUCUAGGGGCUCAUCUGGGCCCCCACGUGCCAGGAACCCUCCACUUACAGUCAGGGAAACUGAGGCUCAGAGAGGCCGUGGGCGUCCCAAGUGGUUCUCACCCGCACGGCACUGUUCCGAUCUCUUUUUCUUUAAUUUAUUUUGUUAAACAAGGUGACAUUCACGUAAGAUAAAAUGAACCAUUGAAAGUGA
Molecule: messenger RNA, 6878 nt
Organism: Lynx canadensis (Canada lynx)
Lineage: Eukaryota; Metazoa; Chordata; Mammalia; Carnivora; Felidae
Gene: SH3TC1
Product: SH3 domain and tetratricopeptide repeats 1
Exons: 18
Coding region: 1673-5692 (1339 amino acids)
Molecular function (GO): protein binding
Source: RefSeq, a predicted model, not a curated record